AUGCCCAUCGAUAUUUACUACCUUCCCGGAAGUCCACCGUGCAGGGCCGUACUUCUUACCGCCAAAGCAUUGGGACUCGAAAUGAAUCUUAAAAGACUUGAACUCAUGAAAGGUGAACAUUUGAAACCCGAAUUUUUAAAAAUAAAUCCUCAACACACGAUCCCAACGAUAAUCGACAACGGUUUUUGCAUGUGGGAAAGUCGUGCCAUAAUGGCUUACCUCGUCGAUCAAUACGGAAAAGACGACAAACUUUAUCCGAAAGAUAUUAAACAAAGAGCACUCGUCGAUCAGAGAUUGUUUUACGAUGCCACUAACCUUUACCCGAGAUUAGGAGAUUAUUACUACCCCUACAUGUUCGGAAGAGGUCCCAUGGAACCUGCGAAAAAGGAAAAACUCGAUCAAUCUUUCGAAGUUUUAAACAAUUUUCUCGACGGACAAAAAUGGGCUGCGGGUCCGAACAUGACCAUCGCGGAUUUGACUUUAGCCGCGAGCAUAUCCACGUGCGAUGCUUUAGGAUACCCGAUUGAAAAAUAUCCCAACGUUCAAUCUUGGUAUACGAGAAUUCAAAAGGAAGCACCCGGUUACGAAGUUAACGCGUCCGGUACCGAAGCAUUCAAACAAUUGUACAUCACUUUGACAUCUAAAAAAUAA
Molecule: messenger RNA, 651 nt
Organism: Pediculus humanus corporis (human body louse)
Lineage: Eukaryota; Metazoa; Arthropoda; Insecta; Psocodea; Pediculidae
Product: GSTD1-5 protein, putative
Exons: 3
Coding region: 1-651 (216 amino acids)
Biological process (GO): glutathione metabolic process
Molecular function (GO): glutathione transferase activity
Source: RefSeq, a predicted model, not a curated record